CUUCCAGUUUAUUUUUACAUUCCAGUCUCUUAUUCAAAUCAGUGCAUGGUUGCUAGGGUAAUUUGCACCCUGGUAAACAAAUGCUACUGAAUACAAAGAUAAUUAUCUUCAAAACCACAAAUAAAAACCAAUUGCAAAUUGUCUCAGAAUAUCACUAUCUACAACAUCAUACGAAAAUGAACUCAAAUGUGAAGAACCCCUUUAAUAUGAUACUGUAGCAUUCUUAAAAUCUACAGGAAAAUGUCAGUAUAACUAGGCAAGAAAGGCAAAAAUAAGUGUGUGUGUGAUCUGUGCUGCCCCAAGUUUCUGCCCCUUUAUCGCUGGAGGAGGACAGUGCAAGCCCUAAAGACAGCAUUCAGGUACUGGAGGCGCAGUGCAUGCUGGGAGCGCUUCCCAACCAAUAUGGCGUCUCGCUGACAGUUUAGGAGCUGCUAUGGUCCUAUUUGCCGGCUUGUGUGCCACCUGAGGGAAUCGGAGGGGACACCGAAACGACUGGAAGCGUACAUUCAAUCCCUUGCAGCGCCGAGCAACCUUGUGGGGUUUGUUUUCUCAGACUGGCCCUAGUCUCCAGCGGGUGAUGCUGCGGGUCACUGGCUGUCAGUGAGCAGCUGAGUAUGAGGGAGCGGCCCGUGUAGUUCAGACAGAAGGAGGGAUAUGGGGUCGGCGGCUGCAGGGGACUCGGCUCAGUGGCUGUCGGUGAAAGAAGAGACCAUCUUUUUACAUGAUGGACUGAUCCGGGUCACGGACCUGGCGGAGUUGCCCAGCGAAAUCGGGGUCAGUGAGACCGGGGACGCAGAACUGGAGAUAUUGACUUUUGAGACCAAGAACCCCACUGAGAUAGCAGAGCAUUUACGUUCAGUAUGUGGAAACCAGAGCAAUGCUUAUGCACGAUUGCUGGAAUACCGCUUGAAUGCAUUACGUGGGUUAUGGAAUGCCCAACGCCAGCUGGCUCUUGAGGAGCAACAUGAAAGAGAUGGAGCUGAUGAGGAAACCUUGGCCCUGCUUAAGCGGCAGGGCUUGUUGCAACAGCCAGAACAGGCUCCGUUUACAUCUCGAAUGGGGCUUUUACUGGUGUUCCCGCUUAUCCAGUCCCAAAGUAAAACAGACCCUUCACUUUGUAACUUGACAGCUGAGGUGCUUUUAAAUUGCCUUCGGGACUGCCAACCUCUGAGCUUGACUAAAGAACCAGCUGACUGCCUGAAUGGAAUAGAGUCCUUACUGUGUUCCUGGUUAGAAGACACCCCAAAUGUGGGCCAAGAAAUCUCCUUCAAGCAAAAGGAAAAUUCUGCUGCUGCUUUGGUUGCCUUAGCUUGUGCUAGGGGAUCAUUAAAAACAUUUAUUCACACUGUACACUUGCUGCAAAAACAGACCGAUCUAGGAUCCCUUCCUGUGGCAGAUGUGUUGUAUAGGUUGCUGCUUUUAGAAGGUGGACCGGGUUCCCUGUCUUGUUUACUGGGAAGCAAACACAUUGUAUCCUGGGGUUUUGAGGAUAUGCUUCCAGCUCCUGAUGGGAUCAGUGGUUCAAACAAUGAGAACAAAGAUGCAGACUUGGGUCGCUGUCUAGCAUGCGAUGGGCUUUAUCUGUACACCACUAACUCUGUGGGCAGAGGAUUAAGCAAAGUAGGGUCUGGGCUGCAUGGCACUUUACGAGGUUUUGUUUAUUCUCGAAAUGAGGAACUAGAAGCUGGCUGGAUCGCUUAUGGAAGCGGGAAGAUACUUCACAGGCCGGCAUCAUUUGAUAACAAACCUCAAUAUCUUUUCCAGUUAAUUGACCAAUACACGCUUCAGGUCUCUCAGAUAGUCAACAUGCCAGCCAAUCAUUUUCCCGUUGGUAGCAAUAUGACUACAGUGCACCUUUCUUCAGAUGGCACAUAUUUUUACUGGAUUUGGUCUCCAGCUAGUUUGAAUGAGAAGACCCCCAAAGGGCACUCUGUCUUCAUGGACAUAUUUGAGUUAAAUGUGCAAAAUGGUGUAGGCAUUGCAAGCCCUCUUCAUGAGCGCAUUAUAUUAAUGAGAAAAGAGGGUGAAUCUGCUAAAAGUAUUAAUGAAAUGCUUUUGAGCAGAUUAUCAAGGUACAGAGCUUCUCCUUCAGCUACUCUAGCUGCACUUACGGGAUCUACAAUCUCGAACACUCUAAAAGAGGACCAGACUGCUGCAAAUACAAGCUGUGGUCUUCCUUUAAAAAUGUUAAGAAAGACUCCAAUGUAUACCUGUGGCACAUACUUAGUACUACUUGUACCACCUCUGGGAGGAUCAGGUAGCUCAGCAACAAGAUCUUUGUUUGGUGGAACCAGUGGCCUCUCCUCUCUAAAAAUUCUGGCUUCCAGCUUGGUAUUUAAUAUUUCUGAUGGGCAGUUCACUAAUAGAGCAGAUCUUAUUGAUGCCUCUGGAAGUUCUCUUGGACGUGGUGCUCUGGUCACAGGACUAGGUGCAUGUUAUGAUACAAUGAACAACAUGAUCUGGACAUGCUCCAAUGAUUACAUUGAUCAGUGGUGUAAUCCUGGAAAUCAGGCUUUCCAUGUGGUGUGUCAGAGACUUGGAGUCACUCACAUCAUCGAUGAUCCUAAAGGAGAAGCAGUAUCAACAAAUGAAGUUAUAAACCAACUGCUUCACCAUGUAGGUGCUAUGUGUAUUCAUCAACUCAAUCUUUUGGCUACUAGCAACUGUUCUCCAAUCAGUACCUUUCUUGGCAAACAACAUCCUAUAGAGCCACACCAUCUUAACAGUAUAUGUGACAUCAUGGAGAAAGCCAUGGUCAAUGGUGAUAAAUGCAUUAUUCGCUGCAUCUUGGUUGUUUUCCAGGUGGUAUUUAAAUUCUUUCUCAACCCCCAAACUGAGAGGAAUCGUGAAACAAUAAGGAGGGCUGGCUUGCUUCUUUGGCAGUUACUCAUGGCGCCUAAGGACCAAAUUUGUCCUGAAAUACAGAGAGAGGUCUGCUUAGCUAUUAGCUUUGGUUUAAACAUUUUGAAUCCAGGAGAGGUUGAAAUCAAUAACUUGCUCAAGCUUAUUUUAACUGAAGGGGACAGAAAUUGUGGCCUCUCCCAGCUCCGCGAUGUCAUUUUGACAAACCUCACUGAGCAACUUCAAAAUAACAGGUUCGGAAGUGACGAGGAUGAACAUUACAGGCUUAAUGAUGAACUAUUGCACUAUAUUUUGAAGAUUGUUGUUCGCGAAUCAUGCAUUCUGAUCACCAAGUGCCAAACCGUGUCUAAAGAAGAAUUCCAAAGACUCUUGUCAACAGUGCCUGUGGCUUCUCCAUGUCUAUGCUAUUUAAUGGCUGUACAGAAUCAUCUCCUGAGUAACACUGUCCUAGUAAAACCUGAUGACAGUGAUGACAGUGACAGCUCCCUGCAGGGGGAGACAUUGAAGGUACAGGAACUCCAGGCCAGCAUCUUAGCUUUGGCAACCCAGAUACUUUCUGGUUGUGAUGAAGUCCUGGAUAUGCUGCAGCGAGUCACCACUGCUCUUCUCAACAGUGACCUCUUAGACAGAGACUUUAGACUGAAAGGCCUUGAACAGAUCACAAAAUCCACCAUGCUUGGCCAUCUCCUCCCAGUACUUCUCACAUCCCUUAUGCAUCCAAACUUACAGACAUUAACCAUGGCAGAUGCACUUAUGCCUCAGCUGGUGCAGCUUGUUCUUUACACUAGCCAGACUGCACUGCUGCUGAAAACGCAGUGUCCAGUAUUGGCAGAUCCAGGGGACACCCCCGGUGGAAUUCCAGAGCCAAAAACUAAAUUGUUAACUGAUGACAGGAUGCUAGAUGAAAAGGAAGAGCCUGGUUUCCUUACUGGGCUAAAGAUUCCUGCUCCAUGGGCUGCUGGAAAGACUGUGGAAACAUCUCAUCCAGUCAGAGACAAUUACAAGUUUAAAGAAACUGUACAUAUUCCUGGAGCUCGUUGCUUGUACCUCCGGUUUGACAGCAGGUGCUCUUCACAGUACGAUUACGAUAAGCUGGUGAUAUACGCAGGACCCAAUACAAACAGCAGGAAAGUUGCUGAAUAUGGUGGAAAUACCUUGGGGUAUGGAAGUAGGAGUGUUUUAGGCACAGGCUGGCCAAAAGAUUUGGUUAAGGUGGAAGGUGAUACGGUGACGUUCUCCUUUGAAAUGAGAAGUGGGCGUGAACACAACACUCCCGAUAAAGCAAUGUGGGGUUUCGCCUGCACUGUAAGAGCUCAGGAGUCCUCAGAAGAUGUAUCAGGCGGCUUGCCAUUUCUAGUUGACCUGGCUUUAGGGCUGUCUGUUUUGGCUUGUUCCAUGCUGCGUAUAUUGUACAAUGGUCCAGAGAUCACAAAAGAGGAAUUGACUUGUCAUGAUCUGUUGAGGUCAAAACUUUUGCAGAGGUGUCAGUGGCAGGUGGAGGCUAAUGGUGCUUUAUCCCCAGCACUCACCCCAAGCCCUUCUCCGCUGCCUCUUACUAUAGAAGAAGACAGAGAAUUCACAUAUCCAUCUGACAUCUUGUUGCCGCCAGUUGGGAACUAUUUUGAACUGCCAAGAAUCAGACUGCCUCCUGGUAUUAUGUUCAAGCUCCGGGAAAUAUCUGGACGUGCACGACCACAGUUCAGACCAAGCAUAAAAGAGGUUAUCCAGCCUGAUGUGAUGGAAGAAAUGGUUGUAUCUUCCGUCAUUAAACACUUAAACUUGGUUGAUGCCUUGCAGUCUUUAAUAAACUUUCAAUAUCGAGAGGAACAUCAAGAAGAAUAUGAUUUAUUGUGUAAAAUUAUGGGGGAAACUUUUAAGAAGCUCAAUGCAAUGGAAAGACAGUUGCAGAGUGUUGCAGAACUUGAACAAAAGUGGCAAAGUGAAGUGGAUGAUGCUCAGAAUGGAAAGUUAGAAAACAAUGCUCCCUUUUUUUAUGACUAUCACUUUAAUGAGAGCAAGUUAAAAGAACUUGAGCUUUUAUGUUCUAUGAAAGAGAUCCCUUGUGAUGGGAAUGAUCCAGAAAACAUGGUUUUCUCUCUGCGAGAGAAAUUUUUUCAAGAGGUGAACUCCCUAAUCUAUAAACCUUCCCACCCAAUGGCCAAGACCAAAACAUUGGUUAAAAGUCUGAUGAACAGAGCAGAGCUUCUAUUACAUGUGACUAUUGCUGCACAUACUGGUAUCACAAGAAGCAUAUCUGGCACGCCAACUGAACCUCCAGCUGGCAAAUCUAUCUCAGAAGCAAAAGUUAUAUCUCAAGCCAUGCGCCAACCUGUUUUCCUCAGAAGCAUGUCUGCCCCUUCUGACCUGGAAAUGAUUGGAAGUAGCGACUUAGAGUUCAGCAGGUCUAAUCCAAGGAGAAGGAACAUCACCAGCCACAGGAGCAGCUCAUUCUCUCUGCUUCAGUCUUUAGCUAUUGAAGACAGCAAGGAUAAACCAACAUACAGUGUGCUUCUAGGGCAACUGUUUGCCUUCAUUGGGACCAAUCCUGACCAAGCAGUGUCCAGUAGCAGCUUCCUACUGGCAGCUCAAACCAGAUGGCGCCGUGGUAAUACUCGCAAACAAGCCCUUGUACACAUGAGAGAAUUACUGACUGCUGCUGUUCGUGUUGGAGGUGUGACACAUUUGGUUGGACCAGUAACAAUGGUGCUACAAGGAGGACCAAGAAUUGAAGAGCUCACCUGUGGAGGAAUGGUGGAGCUUGUUCAAGAGGCUUUUGGAGAGACCAUGACCUCAGUGGUGUCUCUUUGUGCACGCUAUCCCAUUGCCUGUGCUAAUAGUAUUGGUCUAUUGUGCACUAUACCUUACACAAGGAGUGAAGAAAAGUGUUUAGUACGCAGUGGGCUAGUUCAGUUGAUGGACCGACUGUGUAGUUUAAGCAACCAGAGAGAGUCCAGCUCAAAUGAAAAGCAGACCAAGAAACAGAAAGUAGCAACUAUGGCAUGGGCAGCCUUUCAAGUAUUGGCCAAUAGAUGUGUAGAGUGGGAGAAAGAAGAAGGUGGGUCAACUGAGGCAGUCCACUCUGGUUUGGCUAGACAAGUCUCUACCCUCCUCACUAACCAUCUAGCUAGAGCUACAGAGUGCUGUGGAAACCAAGCUGCAGGGAAUGAUGCCCUACAGGAUGUGCUGAGUCUUCUUAAUGAUCUUUCUAGGAGUCAAAUAGGGAAGGCAAUUCUGAGCCAGCCUGCUUGUGUCUCCAAACUUCUUUCAUUGCUGCUGGACCAGCGUCCUUCCCCAAAACUUGUGCUCAUCAUUCUACAGCUCUGCCGCGCUGCACUUCCUCUCAUGAGUGUUGAAGACUGUGGAAAUGUAGAACUUCCUCCAUGGAGUUACUCUUUGCCAGCUCUGGACAAUGACCAGGAAGAUCCAAGUGACCCAUCCUCCAAAAUUGCAUCUUUGUUGCUAGCAAAGUUGGCUGAUUAUGUUGUUCCAGGAUGCCAGACAGUUCUUUCUCCUACUGCUUCUGAACCAGACAGCUCAUUGUCAAAAAACAGCCCGAAAAAUUCACAGAAAGGAGAUAAGGAUGCAGAAGAAGAGAGUGAAGCAGUAGAUGGCAAACUCUCCAUAUUUAUUCAUAAGCGAGAAGACCAGUCAUCCCAUGAAGUUCUUCAGCCUCUGCUUAGUAGUUCGGAGGGAAGGCCUUUUCGUCUUGGUACUGGGGCAAAUAUGGAAAAAGUAGUAAAGAUGGAUCGUGACAUGACUAAAAGUGGGUGUUGUGAAGUAAUCACAGAGGAGGCUGCAGCUGCUCUUCGCAAAGCCACAAAAUGGGCCCAGUCAGGUUUAAUUGUAAGCAUUGGACCACCAGUUGAAUCAGUUAGCCCUGAUGUAGCAAGUGGACUUUCCACUGGAGACAAGAAGAAAACUGCUCAGACCUCAAUCUGCAGGGAAAGGAAUUCUGAGCUUGCCAGGACUGAUCCUGUGCGUCCUUUCAUUAGUGGCCAUGUAGCAAACAGCAUGGCAGCAGAAGUAAUUGCUCUGCUUCACAGCCUGCUAAUGGCACCAGAAUCAAAUGCAGCCCAAAUCUGGACUACAACAGCAGAGAAGGUUCUGUCUCGUGCCCUGAUGUAUAUCCCACAGCUUGGCAAGUAUGCGGAAAGCAUCCUAGAAAAUGGCAGUGGUAAUGGCAGGAAACUGGCUAAGCUACAAGGCAUUGCAAGACAAGCCAUUGCUGCCUUAUGUGCACUUGGUGGAUUCAAAGAAACUAUUAAAAUAGGUUCUGAAGUCCAGGUGCUGGGUAAAGGCAUAGCUGGGAGCAUUGGAGUUGUUGUCUCUAUUAAUGAGCAAGAAGGUAUUGCAACAGUGAAAUUUCCAGACAUAGAUUUUAGAAAAUCAUCUAAGUCAUCUGACACACUGACAGUGCCAUUAUUUAGGCUCUGCGUUCCACGGUCAGAGGCAUUGCCUCUCCAUAAACUGUCCAUUACUGAGAAGGUAGUGCAGGCAGUCCAGUCCAUGUUACUUCCCCAGGAGGGCUGCCUAUCUAUUCAUACCUCGCUUCCUGCAACAGGAGAUGCCUCAACUCCAGUAAUGGCAGUGGUUCGACUUCUUGCAGAGAUCAGGACAAGAGCUUGUUUGGUGAUGGCUCAGCUGCUGGAGGACAGCUCCUUCUGUGAAGAAUUCAUACAACAAUGUCCAGCUGCUGUAGAAGUUCUAAACUUAGUGGCCCAGGAAUGCAGUCCUGGUGAGCGUCUCACCGUGGUGGAAGUUCAGUGCGCAAGACUGCGGAUGCUUUAUCGGGACUGUGCUCGCCCCCCACCACCUCCUUUGCAGGCAGAGCGCAGACAGCCCAAAGAAAUCACAUGGUCUCCUUCCAGGGUAUUUCCUCCUGUGAGAGCCUGUAUGUUUUCAUCACAUCUAACGACUGUAACGUUUCUGGCUGACCCAAGUGCUGGUGGGGGACUUCCUCGGGGUACAUUUAUAUAUGCAACAUCCCCUGUUCCAGUACAGGCACCGUCUUUUUACUGGGAAAUAGAAGUUGUUUCCUAUGGAGACACAGAUGAUGACACUGGCCCUAUUGCAUCAUUUGGGUUUGCUACAGAAGCAGAGAAGCGGGAUGGAGCAUGGACAAACCCAGUUGGUACCUGUUUGUUUCAUAACAAUGGCCGAGCUGUUCAUUAUAAUGGAUCAAGUCUCUUACAGUGGAAGAGUGUUCGAUUAGAUGUGACUGUUGCUCCUGGUGAUGUUGCCGGAAUAGGUUGGGAGAGAACUGAAGGUACUCCACCACCCCCAGGGCAGCCUGCCAAGGGCAGAGUCUACUUUACUUACUGUGGACAGAGGCUUGCUCCUUUCUUAGAGGAUGUUUCUGGGGGCAUGUGGCCAGUUGUGCAUAUUCAGAAAAAGAACACUAAAGUCCGUGCAAAUUUUGGAUGUCGGCAGUUUGCUUUUGCUGAGGGUCAGGCUCACCGCAAUGCUGCAGAUUUGUGCAUUGAUUUGGCUGAAGAGAUAAGUGCAAACUUUGAAGCCUUACCCUUUGCUAUGGCAUCCGACAGUGACAAUGAUGCUGGGACAAGCAUAGCUUCUGAUCCUGGAACUCAUGGACCUCCUUGCCGUAUUGCUGCAGUGUCUACUGUGCAACAGCAAUAUGACAGUGAUGCAUCAUGCCGUUACAAGGUAGAGUUGAGUUAUGAAAACUUUGUGACCUCUGGCCCUGAUCCACAUCCUCCACCGAUUGCAGAUGAUGAAAGUGAUGAUGAUGACGAUGAUGAUAUUCCUCGAGAGGAUCAUUAUGCUCUUUUGGUAAAAGCAUGGGAGACAAAAGUCUUUCCAACCAUUCGAAGGCGUUUCCGUAACGAGGCUGAGCGAAAGUCUGGGCUGGACCAGAUUAAGGGAGCUCUUCAGCUAGGAAUGGUGGAUAUUGCAAGGCAAACAGUAGAGUUCCUUUAUGAAGAAAAUGGUGGCAUUCCGAGAGAUCUCUAUCUUCCAACUAUUGAGGAUAUCAAGGAUGAGGCAAAUAAAUUCACCAUUGAUAAAGUUCGCAAAGGACUCACAGUGGUCAUUCGAUCUCCAGAUAGCAACAAUGUAGCUGGGACAACUGUAGGAACAGCUUUACCCAAAUUUGCCAUCCGUGGUAUGCUGAAGACAUUCUCUCUCCAUGGGGUGGUUCUGGAUGUGGAUUCAGUGAAUGAGCUUGUACAGGUAGAGACUUACCUGCGGAGCGAAGGGGUAUUAGUGAGAUACUGGUAUCCCAUAGAUAUGCUAGAAAGACCUCCUGCAGGAUACAGACGAAUGGCAACCAAUGGUCUGGUGACUUUAGACAGCACUAACAUUCAGAUUCAUAGAGAGCUGAUGCGGUGUGAAUCGGCACUUGCCAGGCUUUACUGUCGUGUUGCUUUACUUAACAUAUUUGCUCCAAAGUCCCCUCACACUUUCACUCGCCUGUUUCAUAUUCCUGCUAUCCGAGACAUUACGUUGGAGCAUUUACAGCUUCUGUCAAAUCAGCUCCUAAUGCCCCCCCUUCCAGAUGGAACCAUUACUUCCAGCUCUAUCCUUCUUGCCCAGUCUUUGCAACAUUGCAUCCACUCCCAGAACUGCUCCACAACAGAUUUGUUCUACCAGGGAAAUGCACAGCCAAUACGAGAGUGGCUUGGUGUGGCCAUAACCAGGGCCCUGCAUCAAGGAGAGGACAGUCUCUUGGAUCUGACAAAACAAAUCUGUUCAUUCUUGCAAAAUGCACCAGAACUGUUUCCAUCUGAAGAAAUUCCCAUCUCUGAAUCCAAGCUCAGUAUGGAUGUGAAUUUUCCUGGGGCAGCAUUUGUUGUUGUAUCUUGUAUAGAGAGCCCAUCUGGUUUUAGAAAAGACUCCUCCUUAUACAAAGCUCCCUGGUCUAGAGUCAUGGUCUAUGGUCUCGGCCAUAAAGUAAAGAGGAACGGACAGCUCAAUCUGAUAGAAUCUGUUUGUUAUCCACGUGAUGCCUCCCCGAGUAACACAGGCCUCACGCCACCACCAACCACCAACCAGUACCCAACAGCAAUUAUUCCCGCUGACAAGAUCCAUGUCAAGCUUGGUGUAUCUCCUAUUCCUGGUGCUGUGCUGGUCAUCCAUUUCCUACCUCUGGAGUUUCCAUUGGCAAUGGCAUUCACAGAACAGCUUUUAACAUGGAAGUUAGAGGACACUGAAGAGAAGUCAGAAGAUGAGCUUGAUACUGUUCCAUCCUCUGCGUUGUUGCAAGUGGUAGAACUGCUAGGAAAUUUAAUUUGGACAACAGACCUUGCCGCUGUAAUUAAGGAGCUUCUAUUCCAUCUGUUGGCUGAACUGCUGAGGAAAGUUCACCACCUAGAGCAAAAAAAGAACCCAAGUGGUUUAUCCUCCUCAAUAGCCCUGCAGUUGAACCCAUGUUUAGCUAUGCUUAUGGCUUUGCAGACAGAACUGCGCAAGCUGUAUGAUGAAGAAACCCAAAACUGGGCACCGGGAAAUGCAUGUGGGAGCUCUGUCCCUGGAGCCUGUGAGCAGGGAAGGUUUUCGACUUACUUUCAUGCCCUCAUGGAAGUGUGCCUGGCAGUAGCAGAAGUGACGCUCCCAAUUAACAUGAGCUCAGCAAUUAGUGUCAUGACAUCUACAAAUGCCACUAAUCUGAGUGACUCUUCUUCUUCCUCUUCAUCUUCCCCUGGACAGACUCCCCAAAGUCCAAGUCUACUAUCAAAGAGAAAGAAAGUUAAGAUCAAACGUGAGAAGGCUGCAUGUGGAAAACGUACAUCUUCACGUGGAGCAGAGAGUGAUGCUGCUUUGCUAACCAUUGGAGGCAGCAAACCCGAGGACAUGCUGUGGUUCCAUAGGGCACUCACUUUAUUAAUGAUCCUAAGGCAUCUAACAGCAAAGGAUCCACAAGGGAUGGGUGUCACAAAUGAUGCUAUUGCUGAUGCUAGUCAGGCUUUAGUUGGUCCCACAGCUCACGGCCGUCUGCUUGUGAUUUCUGGCAUCCCCACACAUCUAGAAGAAUCAAUUGUCAGAAGUGCAAUUCGAAAGGCAUGUAAUGCUCAUGGUGGGGUCUUUAAAGAUGAAAUCUACAUUCCUUUGCAGGAAACUGAAACCCCCAAACCCAAAGAUAGAAUAGAAGGGGCAGAAUGCAAGAUGGAAAUAGAAAAACCCUCUCCCCAGCUGACCAUUGACAAUGUGGAUAUCAGCAGCUCAAGCAGUGUGACUCCUGCAGCAAGUGUCACUGCAUCAGCUUCUACAAGCCAAGCCUCAUUGUGCAGCUCCCAAGAGGUAUCGCGAACCACAAGUGAGACCUCUAUGGAGCAGUUUGCCCCAGAACAUACUGUGCCAUCAGGGCUUCUGGAACCAACUGUUAUCUCAAGCCAGGAAAGUUUGGAUCUUUCUAUCUGCAGCACAGGAAGCCUUGGAAGUCUGGGAAGUCUUGUUGAACAGCUUGAUAAUGUUGAAAACUCUUUGUCUGAUGCAGGCUCCCUAUACACAGCUAAAUCACUAGAUAACCAUAUGGCAGUGUCUCGGCCAAUCAAAGGAUUUGCAGUUGUAGAGGUGCGAUCACGAGCUAAAAUAGAGAAAAUCCGUGCCACUCUGUUUAACAGUAGUGACCUCAUUGGGUUAUCAGGUUUGGAUGGUGAAGGGGAGCUAAUGGAAAUGUCUACUGAAGAGAUCUUGACUGUUUCAACUGUGAAUCAGAGCUUGUUUGAUACCCAAGGAAUCCCUGGGCUGGCAGAUUAUUUCCUGGAUAAAUCAAUGAAAGGUGAUAAAUUAGUUCCUGAAGCUCGUGAUGUGCUGACUGAAAUUUUCAAGAGCUGCAUUCACGCUGAGCAGAUGCUGAGUCUGACUCCUGCCAAGUUUAUCAAAGUGUCGGAUAUCUACCUCAGCAAGGAGCAGAUCAAUUCUCAGACCCCAGGGAAUUUACUGCAUACCUUUUUCACCAAUGUGCGGCCACCUAAAAAAGUCCUGGAAGAUCAACUGACUCAGAUCUUAAGGAAAUAUGGAAUUCCCAAGCCCAAAUUUGACAAAAGCAAAUACAGCAAAACUGGGAAGGAGCAGCAUCCUGUAAAAGUUGUAAGCACCAAAAGACCAGUGGGCAAACCACCAACCAAAGACAAAGCUCUAUUGAACAGUGUCAGGACUGCUUUAAGUGAAAAGAAACCAACCGUGAAACCAAAAUCUCCAGAGAAGGGCAGACCAGAUGAGAAGGACCCAGACAAAUCUCCUACAAAGAAGCAAGAAAUUCCAGAGGAGAGAUUUCUGACAUUGGAUGGUUUUCACCGCUUUGUAGUAGAUCGGGCUAAGCAAGACAUCCGAAGCAUCUGGAGAGCUAUCUUGGCCUGCGGAUACGAUCUUCAUUAUGAAAGGUGUGCCUGCAUCGAUACAAGACAUGCUCAAAAAUCUAGCAGAAAAUGGACCUUGGAAAUGGAUGUUGCUCUUGUUCAGUAUAUCAACCGCCUUUGCCGUCACCUUGCCAUAACGCCAGCCCGACUACACCCCCAUGAGGUUUAUCUGGAUCUUGCAGAUACUGCUGACCCCAGAGUCUCUUGCCUGCUGAAUGUACCUAUAGAAAGUCUACGCCUCCGAUUUGCUCUUCUUCAGUCACUAAACACUACUCUAGAGACCUUUUUCCUGCCCCUAGUGGAGUUACGGCAAACGGACAUGUACAUGCACAGCAUUGCAUCCUUACUCCAGCUAGCUAAAGGAUUAAUCUUUUAUGAUACAAAAGUGAGUGUGAUGAACCAGGUAUUAAACGCUACAGUGCAGAGGACAGCAGAUCAUGCAGCCCCAGAGAUCACGCUGGACCCAUUAGAAAUUGUAGGAGGAGAAAUACGUAUCUCAGAAAACUCGUACUUUUGCCAGGCAGCCCGACAGUUGGCGUGCAUCCCUUCCUCACAACUGUGUGUCAAGUUAGCAAGUGGGGGGGACCCCACGUAUGCGUUUAACAUCCGCUUUACUGGAGAGGAGGUGCAUGGCACAAGUGGCUCAUUCCGUCAUUUUCUCUGGCAAGUGUGUAAAGAACUCCAGAGCUCCUCACUGUCCCUUCUGCUGCUCUGCCCCAGCUCUGCGGUUAAUAAGAACAAGGGAAAAUACCUUCUAACUCCCAGUCCCAUAACAUAUGCAGAAGAGCAGUUGCUCCAUUUCUUUGGCCAGCUGCUGGGUAUAGCUAUUAGAGCCGAUGUUCCACUUCCUCUGGAUCUGCUUCCCUGCUUCUGGAAGAUGCUCAUAGGAGAACCUUUGGACCCUGAAACUGAUCUAUAUGAAGCAGAUAUACUCACCCACAACUACAUUAAGAAGUUUGAAAAUGUAAAUGAUGAGGCAGAGCUGGAAACUCUUUGUGCUGAAAUUGCCUCUCAGCAUCUUCCAACUGAAAGUCCAGAUUCUCCUUAUAAACCAGCCUGCAAUUUUACAUACGUGACAAUGACUGGAGAAGAAGUGGAACUGUGCCCUAAGGGAAGACACAUUUCUGUAGUCUGGGAAAACAAAGAUAUAUAUGCGAUGGGAAUCCGUAACCUUCGCAUGCAUGAGUUGAAGAACCAGGAGUGUAUGAGUGCAGUAAGAGCUGGUCUGGGCUCCAUCAUUCCUCUGCAGCUCCUCACCACUCUGUCUUCUCUUGAGAUGGAGCUAAGGACCUGUGGCCUACCGUAUAUUAAUUUGGAAUUCUUAAAGGCUCACACCAUGUAUCAAGUGGGUCUGAUGGAGACAGACCAGCACAUUGAGUAUUUUUGGUCUGCCUUAGAAAUGUUCACUCAGGAAGAACUUUGCAAAUUCAUAAAAUUCGCCUGCAAUCAGGAACGCAUUCCCUUUACAUGCCCAUGUAAAGAUGGUGGGCCGGACACAGCUCAUGUCCCACCUUAUCCUAUGAAAAUAGCACCACCUGAUGGAGCAACAGGCUCUCCAGACUCCAGGUACAUCCGAGUGGAGACAUGUAUGUUCAUGAUCAAACUUCCACAAUACUCCUCUCUAGAGAUGAUGUUGGAGAAACUGAGAUACGCCAUUCACUACAGGGAAGACCCACUCAGCGGCUGAUUUCUACCUUUCCAGCAGAAGAGAAAAGGAAAGUCCAGAUGCAGCUCAGCUGGGACCCUUCAUUGCUCAUAAACAGAAAUCAUUACUUAGCCACAUGGGCAGAACUUGGAGAAAUCCUAUCCAGUUUUUUUUUUUUGUUCCCCUUUGGUUUUUGUUUUGCCCGCACACUUAUCUUUUGUAUUUGUCAAGUCUUUGGUGGGUUACUUGCCUUGUCUGUGAAUUGUUUGUAGAGUACAUGUAGUAUUGGUUGGUUGUGUGAUGAUGAGCACCCUUUACAUGCUGAAGGAGAACCCGGCAUCUAAGAGUUUACUAAGUAAUUACUCUGGCUGGGGAACAAAGGACUGUGGGGAAGAAUGGGGUUCAUGUAUAUAGGAUUACAUCUUUCAGUAUACAUAUAAAUUAUUUCCAGAGAUGUAAUACACUGGAUAAAGAGCUGUGAAGAUAAUUGUUAUAUUUUUAUUUGAAUUGUUACAAAAGAGAAUAAUGAUUAAUUUAUGAGGGUUGUUAAAAGCACUGGAUUGUGUUGAUUUCAGACACUCCCAUAUUUCCAUCAGCUCAAAGGAAUUCCUAAAGAACUUGCUACUGACUUUUCUCACUAUUUAGGAAGACAUUGAUGAGAUGCACAUUUUUGUAAAGAAAAGUAUUUUAUUUUUUAUUUUUUGGUUUUGUUCUCAGAUUUACUGUUCAGCUCAGUCAUUCAUUCAGGCUGUAUUGGGUCCAGUAGAUAGAGAAAUGCAUUUUUUUUGCCAGCAGAAUUCACUGAAGAACUUGAAUUUGUGGCCUUACAUUGACGAUUGUAUGGUGUUGCUCACACAAGUAAAUGGCCGAUGUGCUGUAUCCACAUCAAGGGCUCUGAGCAUAAACACUAUGAUGUGGAUCAUUUAUGGCAACUCUUGUGCAGACAGGUAUGGGAAGCAGCCCAGGAGCUAAGUGGUACACAGUCCAUUUCUGUGACUAGCCAGAACACUCAGAGUAGAGGAGGAAUGUCAACUUGCUGCAAAGUAAAUCAAGUGGCAUCUUGGUGGUCUAUGAUUGCCAUAGUUCCUAUGCUUUUAUUCCUCUGAUACUUACAAUUCUACACUAGCCAUUCUAUUCUCAACAUUUCCUAACACCCAUCCACAUAACCUUUGAAGAUACAAUUGCAGAGAGAACGUUUGCAAAAUCAAUUGAUAAUUCCAUUGGGAUGGGACCAUUGACUCAGACUGCAAUCUCAGUCCGUCAGUUCCAGCAAAGAGGGUGCGCGUGCAUGCAACACAAAUCAAACCAAUAACCAAAUGAAAACGUAGCGACGUUACACAUAACCAGAGAUGUUCUGCAUCACAAUCUGUCAUGGGAAUGUCUGCAGAUGGGCCAAGUGGAAGUGUGAGGCUUUAAAAUUAAGAAUUGCCUGUAGCGUCGCAUUUGCUUUGCAGUGAAUGCAGCUUUUUGCAAUGGAUAGGUUUUGAUUGGCUACAGGUACAAGACAAACUUCUUCUCAAGUGGUAAUAAUUGUGAUCCACAUGUCUAUUGGCUCAUGGGUCCUAACUGGUACAUCUUGUUUCCAGCACAGCAAUAUUUGCUUCUUGUUAUCCCAAGACCCAGAAUCCAAACAGCAAUAUGCUUCAGGACAUUUAAAAUGUGUUCCAUGAGAACCUGACACGCCGCAAAGACAUUAUCAAAGGCCUGCAGGUAAUAAGUCAUAAGAAAUUAGCUUUUUUAGCAUUAGCAAUGUCUUCUUUAAGGACUUUCUCCUGUGUCCUUCUGCUAAAUGCAUUAGCACGAGUGGCUUCAGUAAAUGUCCUAUCAAGCCACCGUGUAGGAUUCCUUCUGUGAAGGCCUGUUGCUGAUUGGUCGGCUUGUGAGCUGCUGUGUAGGACAGGAUGUAACAAACUGCAGGUAUCGAGAAAAGGGCAAACUACCCAUGGAUAUGCUUGCUGCCAAUCCCUUUUACUUUGUGUACUAUUUUACCUGCACAUCAAUAAGCUUGCUCUGAAAACACAUCUGAUGUUGUUUCUUUGAUGAUUUUUGUAUUUUGUUUGAAGGCUACCCAGGUAAAAUGUGUGUUAGGACAUAGGAAUUCAAGUCUCCAUGCAAUGGAACAAACUGCUGCCUCUGCAUUGUGAUGUUGGAGAGAAGUGCGCUCCCUUGUAUUUUAAUAUUUCUCUUCUGAGGGAACGAGUGGGGAACAAACAGAUAUGAAAUGAGGACUCACUAGUUAGGAAUUCUUGGCAGCUCGGCAUCAAUUUGAUUUUUUUUUUUGUAGAAAAAUCCCGUUUCCUGUGUUGGCAAUGUCCUAAAACUGAUUUUAUUUCAACUGAAAAUAUUUCUGGGAAAUGUUUGUUUAUUGCAAAAGCCGCCAGAGGUGCCGGACAUGGUGUGCUUCUUUUAGCUUUUAGCAGCCUUCUAGGGGGCGCCUAUUCUCUAAUUUGCCAAAGGCUUUGAGUCUUGUUGAGAGUGGCUACCAAAAACUGCAGAGACAUAAGGCUUUGAGUCUUGUUAGAGAGGCUACCAAACUGCAGAGACAUGAGGCUUUCAGUCUGUUAGAGAGGCUACCAAAACUUCAGAGACACAAGGCUUUCGCUGCCUGGUUAAUAAAUGGCGCCCGGAGGAAAAGGCGCCGCAGGAGAACCACAUAUAGCCCCUUUAGUCAAUUGGUUAAGAGCAACAUAUCUACAUUUUGGCCCUAAAAGUGUGCUGUACAGUUGAUGUAUAUUUAUUACAGUUAUCCAUAGUUGCUUUAAACUAAACCUUUUACUCAAUGCAGUUUCUCUUGUCUGUAUUGGUAUUUAACACACUGCUGUGUAAAUGAAGCGAACUAAAUAAGGACAAAUGUGUCACAAGAAAAAGAAUUAAAAAAAAAAUUGAUUUGAAUGUCA
Xenopus laevis (African clawed frog) is the source of this 16721-nucleotide messenger RNA. RefSeq names its product HECT domain containing E3 ubiquitin protein ligase 4 L homeolog (gene hectd4.L). The record is from RefSeq and is a predicted model, not a curated record. Gene Ontology annotation, molecular function: ubiquitin-protein transferase activity. The transcript is spliced from 76 exons. Bases 655 to 13866 code for a protein of 4403 amino acids. NCBI's taxonomy places the organism in Eukaryota, Metazoa, Chordata, Amphibia, Anura, Pipidae. Gene Ontology annotation, biological process: glucose homeostasis.